AUGGCUUCGAGUACAGGAUUUCCCCAGCUUCCAUGGGUUACCAGCGAUAUCAUUCAACAAGUCCAUGGACUUCCUAUCUGGGGUAUCAUAUUAUCCAUAUCGAUGCUUCUAGUGUUGCACUAUGCUAUUUACGCAGUCUACAACAUUACAUUUCAUCCGCUUGCAAAAUACCCCGGACCGAAAGUGGCAGCCAUGACCCGCCUACUGUAUUCCUCUCGCCUACUUUCCGGCAGGCUGGUCGAGUUUCUCCACCAGACACAUGAAAAGUACGGAGCAGUAGUGCGAGUGGCCCCUAACGAAGUCCUUUUCACGUCAAGCCAGGCCUGGAACGACAUCUACAACGUUCGGCAUGGCGAGCCGGAGAUGAGCAAAGAUACACCAUUAUACCAAGGCCUAGGAGGAGCUCCUACGAUCGCCGAAGCAGGGCACGACCUUCAUCGCCGGUAUCGACGUCUACUCUCGAAAGGGUUCUCGGAAGGUGCCUUACGGGAGCAGGAGCCUUUGAUACAGCAGAAGGUCGACGUGUUAAUCAAACAGCUUCAUGCCGAGGCAGCAAGUGGCGUUGCACCGGAGAUGACAUCGUGGUUCAAUUUCUUCACUUUUGACCUGAUUGGAGAGCUUACCUUUGGCGAAUCUUUCAAAUGUCUGGAGAACGCGCGGUUCCACUCGUGGAUACUCAUGGUCACUCAGUCGAUCAAGUUCAGAAGCUUUAUUCAGGCACUAGGAUACUAUCCAUUACUAUUCAAACUCUUCAUGCGAUUGAUCCCAAAGUCCUACCGGGAAGCAUUCAGGAACCAUCAAAAACUCACAUCUGAGAAUGUUCAACGUCGAAUGGAAAAGAAAGUCGACUACACCGACCUAUCCUCGAAUAUAAUAGAUCCAAAGCACAAUCUCGAAAGGUAUGAGAUCGACGGUAACUGCGCUGUACUUGUCGUAGCCGGUAGUGAAACCACGACUGCUGCCCUUAGUUCCACGUUGUACUAUCUGACCCAAAACCCCGAAGCAAAAGUAAAGGUGGCCAAGGAGGUCCGAAGCUCCUUCUCCAGUGCAGACGAGAUUAAUGCCAUCAGCGUCAACCAGCUCAAAUAUCUACCGGCGUGCUUCACUGAAGCGAUGCGAAAACUCCCUCCCGCACCAGGCGUGUUUACCCGCCGUGUCCCAAAGGAGGGGGCCUAUAUCGCCGGAAACUGGAUUCCGGGCGGCACGCACGUCGGCAUGUGCCAUUUCGCUACGAAUAACUCGAGCUUCAACUUCAAGGAUCCCCAGGAAUAUAUCCCCGAGAGGUGGUUGGGUGAUCCGAAGUACGAGGAUGAUCGUCGCGCUGCAAUGCAGGUGUUCAGCGUCGGGCCGCGGAAUUGCAUCGGGCAGAACCUUGCCAGGUUGGAGCUGCGCCUUUUGUUAUCUCGUUUUAUAUGGGAGUUUGACUGGGAGCUAGACCCUGCCUCGGUGGAUUGGGACAAGGAUGUGUCGGUCUAUCUUAGUUGGGGUAUGAAGCCACUGAGGUUUCGUCUUACGCCUGUGGCUCACUAG
Messenger RNA from Aspergillus pseudotamarii, 1530 nucleotides. Its product is annotated as cytochrome P450. Gene Ontology annotation, molecular function: oxidoreductase activity, acting on paired donors, with incorporation or reduction of molecular oxygen; iron ion binding; heme binding. NCBI's taxonomy places the organism in Eukaryota, Fungi, Ascomycota, Eurotiomycetes, Eurotiales, Aspergillaceae. The transcript has 3 exons. Bases 1 to 1530 code for a protein of 509 amino acids. The record is from RefSeq and is a predicted model, not a curated record.